Messenger RNA from Haliotis rufescens (red abalone), 586 nucleotides. RefSeq lists its product as uncharacterized. Gene Ontology annotation, molecular function: chitin binding. Lineage: Eukaryota; Metazoa; Mollusca; Gastropoda; Lepetellida; Haliotidae. The transcript has 3 exons. The record is from RefSeq and is a predicted model, not a curated record. The coding region runs from base 69 to 527 and encodes 152 amino acids. Gene Ontology annotation, cellular component: extracellular region.
UUUUCGUUCACUCGAAAUUCAGCAACUCUUCCCCUUUCCUUCUCUCCAGUAAUACACGCUCAGCAACCAUGGUGUCAGCGGUUCUUGGCUUGCUGUUCGGAUUCCUGACAAUGUCCAGUGCACAAGUUCAAGAAGAACAGUACGCGGUCCUAUGUCAGAAUAACUUCAACGAUGACUGGAAGUACGUGGCCCCUGGCUCGGGAUGCAAGAGGUUCAUCAAUUGUUAUGGUCAGGAUUACCACGGAAUGCUCCAGUGUCCCGAGACGACUCUCUUUAAUGAAAACUCCCAGGAGUGUCAAUACCCAGAAGAUUUCAACUGUCAGGUAGCCCUCAACGAAAACCCAGACUGUGUGACCGGCGUGGUUCCCUACAAUUGCUCAGCUUUCACGUACUGCUAUCUUAACACCCAGUACAACUUCAGCUGCAACCAAGACCUCUACUACUCUCAGAGCUUACUCACCUGUGUGUACGCUGAAGAUCUGACAGAGGAUGACAGAUUCAGAUGCAACUUCCGCAACGGACGAUAGGAUUCAGCACAAGCAAUGUAUUCUCUGAACUUCAAAUAAAGCCAGUCAGACAAUUAUAA